Cheilinus undulatus (humphead wrasse) is the source of this 2447-nucleotide messenger RNA. RefSeq names its product heat shock protein family A (Hsp70) member 8b (gene hspa8b). Gene Ontology annotation, molecular function: heat shock protein binding; ATP binding; misfolded protein binding. The record is from RefSeq and is a predicted model, not a curated record. Gene Ontology annotation, cellular component: cytoplasm; plasma membrane; cytosol. Gene Ontology annotation, biological process: vesicle-mediated transport; cellular response to unfolded protein; protein refolding. The transcript has 9 exons. Bases 161 to 2113 code for a protein of 650 amino acids. NCBI's taxonomy places the organism in Eukaryota, Metazoa, Chordata, Actinopteri, Labriformes, Labridae.
AUGUUGAAGAGGAGGCGCGGCCGCUCCCAGACGCAGACAGCGGGCACCGGGGACCUGUCAGACCCAGACACUCAGGGAGAAUCCAGCCUGCAGUAUUGAAAUAGAGCAACUUAAGCGAUAAGAAAAACAAACGACACACUCAAAACUGAACGGAGGAAUCAUGUCCAAGGGACCAGCAAUCGGCAUAGACCUGGGCACCACCUACUCUUGUGUGGGAGUGUUUCAGCACGGCAAAGUUGAGAUCAUUGCCAACGACCAGGGAAAUAGGACCACACCCAGUUAUGUUGCGUUCACUGACUCAGAAAGGCUGAUCGGGGAUCCAGCCAAGAACCAGGUGGCAAUGAACCCCUGCAACACAGUAUUUGAUGCAAAGCGUCUUAUAGGGCGUCGCUUUGAUGACCCCAUGGUCCAGUCAGACCGGAAACACUGGCCAUUUACAGUCAUUGAUGACUCCAGCAAGCCCAAAAUUCAAGUAGAAUACAAGGGUGAGACCAAGACCUUCUUCGCUGAGGAGAUCUCCUCCAUGGUGCUGACUAAAAUGAAGGAGAUUGCAGAGGCUUACCUAGGAAAGACUGUAUCCAAUGCUGUGGUGACUGUUCCUGCCUACUUCAAUGACUCUCAGCGCCAGGCCACCAAAGAUGCUGGGACCAUUUCUGGACUGAAUGUCCUUCGUAUUAUCAAUGAACCAACUGCUGCUGCUAUUGCUUAUGGCCUGGACAAAAAGGUUGGAACAGAAAGAAAUGUUCUCAUCUUUGACCUGGGUGGUGGUACAUUUGAUGUCUCCAUCCUGACCAUCGAAGACGGCAUCUUUGAGGUGAAGUCCACAGCAGGUGACACACACUUGGGUGGAGAAGACUUUGAUAACCGCAUGGUCAACCACUUCAUCGCUGAGUUCAAACGCAAGUACAAGAAAGACAUCAGUGACAACAAAAGGGCUGUGCGCCGUCUGCGCACAGCAUGCGAAAGGUCCAAGCGCACAUUGUCCUCCAGCACCCAGGCCAGCAUUGAAAUCGAUUCUCUGUACGAGGGUAUCGACUUCUACACCUCCAUCACAAGGGCUCGCUUUGAAGAGCUGAACGCAGACCUGUUUAGAGGAACCCUGGAGCCUGUGGAAAAGGCUCUUCGUGAUGCCAAGAUGGACAAGGGAAAUAUCCAUGACAUCGUCCUGGUGGGAGGUUCCACUCGUAUCCCAAAGAUCCAGAAGCUGCUGCAGGACUUCUUCAAUGGAAAGGAGCUCAAUAAGAGCAUCAACCCUGACGAAGCAGUGGCCUAUGGAGCAGCUGUGCAGGCAGCAAUUCUGGCAGGUGACAAGUCAGAGAAUGUGCAGGAUCUGCUGUUGCUGGAUGUGACCCCCUUGUCCCUGGGCAUUGAGACGGCUGGAGGAGUGAUGACUGUUCUCAUUAAGAGGAACACCACCAUACCCACAAAGCAGACCCAGACCUUCACCACCUACUCUGACAACCAGCCUGGUGUGCUCAUUCAGGUAUUUGAGGGUGAAAGGGCCAUGACCAAAGACAACAACCUUUUGGGCAAAUUUGAGCUGACUGGAAUCCCCCCUGCACCCAGAGGAGUCCCUCAGAUUGAGGUGACCUUUGAUAUCGAUGCUAAUGGCAUCAUGAAUGUGUCUGCUGUGGACAAGAGCACAGGGAAGGAGAACAAGAUCACCAUCACCAAUGACAAAGGUCGUUUGAGCAAGGAGGACAUUGAGCGUAUGGUCCAGGAUGCAGAGGAUUUCAAGGCUGAAGAUGACAAGCAGAGAGAAAAGGUGGCAGCAAAGAAUGGUUUAGAGUCAUACGCCUUCAACAUGAAGUCUACAGUGGAAGAUGAGAAGCUGAAGGACAAGAUCAGUGAUGAGGACAGAAAGAAGAUUGUGGACAAGUGUAACGAAGUCAUCAGCUGGCUGGACAAAAACCAGACUGCAGAAAAAGAUGAGUUUGACCAUCAGCAAAAGGAGUUGGAGAAGCUGUGCAACCCCAUUAUGACCAAGCUGUACCAGAACGCAGGUGGCACACCUGGAGGGAUGCCAGGGGGCAUGCCUGGCGGCUUUCCUGGAGCUGGUGGUGCUCCUGGAGGCGGAACAUCCUCAGGCCCCACCAUUGAGGAAGUCGACUAGAUUCACGGCUGAGCAGACUUACAUGAGUUUACUCUCUUUCGUCUUUCAAAAGCUGGUGUGAGAGGGGAUAGCGGUCAUAUUAUCACAAGAGUUCUUAAUUGUUGUUCUCAGACACUUUGAACAGCUUUGUUUGGAAUUUUCUUUUGAUAAUUUUAUAUACAAGGCUUUAAGACAACUCUUGCACUGUGGGUUUUCUCGCUGGUGGUCUGUUCGGGUGACAGUAUUAUUUUCAUUCAAACCUGUUUCUGUUAUUUUAUACUUUUGUUUUCUUCCAGAAAGAGUGGGUGCUGCUUUACACUUUGAAAAUAUGAUAGAAUAAAAGGUUUUUGGUGAA